AUGGCUGGAAAGGUUGUUAAGCAACUGGCUGGUAGUGGAACAGGCCAAAGCCUUUCCGACCUAAUGACAGCCAUGAAAUACACCUUAUCUGGUUCAGUGGUGGUGAAAGUCAUCUGCAAAGCUACCACAGAGGAAAUGUGUGCUCCAAAAAAGAAACAUUUAGCAUAUCUUGUCCAAUGUACAUUUGAGCCUCGACUUUCAGUCCCAGAUUUUGCUAACCAAAUUGUAAAUCGGACUCAACAUAGCAACUUGGUUGUUGCGUUCAAGGCGCUAUUAACAAUACAUCAUCUAAUGCAGUACGGCAAUGAGAGAUUUUCACAAUACAUUGCAUCGAAUAAUUGUCAUUUCUAUGUGCCAAGUGUACAUGAUCGCAACACAUUUCAAUCAACUCACAGGAUCUCUGUAUUUCUACGACCUUAUGCAAAGUAUUUAGAUGAAAAAGCAGCAUCUUAUCGUGAAGUUGCCUUUGAUUUUUGUCGUUUAAAACGUGGAAAAGAUGACAGUGAUAUGAGAACAAUGCCACAAGAGAAAUUGUUGAAAACUCUACCAGUUAUCGAGAAACAAAUAGAUGCCCUACUAUUGUUCGAUGCAACAACAAGUGAGCUAUCGAAUUCACUUCUGCGUGUUGCACAUCUCUUCCUUUAUCGUGAUCUUAUCCGAUUGUAUGCUGUGUAUAAUGAGGGUAUGAUUAAUCUCAUAGGUCGAUAUUUCACAAUGUCUAAACGUGAUUGUCGUUUAUCCUUGGAGAUAUAUAAAAGUUUCGUCAAGCGUAUGGAAGCAAUGAAUGUAUUUGUCAAAGUUGCUGAGUCUGCUGAACCUGGCGGUACACCUCUGCCUUUGGAUUCAGAGAACAAUCCUUUUCAACCUGUACCACCGUCUGUAUUAGAAGCUCUUGAACAACAUUUAGCCUAUUUAGAAGCUCAUAAACAAGGUGACAAAAAAACGCCAAGUAAUCCAUCUCCACAACAAUCACAAACUAAUCCAAUCACAUCGACACUGUCUACAUCAAAGUCAACACCGAAUGAAUCUGAAUCAACUAUACCAUCAUAUUAUAAUCAAGAUAAUGGUGGGGGAGAAUUCACCCUGACUCCAGCUGAACGUCAACGAAUUAUUGAAGAGGAAAGAGCCCGACUAGAGGCAUUUGUAUCAACAGCCCGACAACACGCUUAUUCAUCAGAUCACAGCAAUCAACAGCAGGCGCAACACCAACAGCAAACGCAACAACAACAACAGACAAAUCAUUAUGGUUCAUCUGGAUCAUCCACUAUUACAGAUAGUGAUAAAUUUCUUGAUCUAAUGUCUUAUGAGAAAUCAUCUUUUACUACUGCGACAGCAGAUGUAUCACACGGGUUGAAUGAUUUCACAGGUAGUAGUCGUAGUACUGCUCUGGGUAAUCCACAGAAUUCAAGUGUCUCAAAUGAACACAAUUUACUCGAUCUCAAUGAUAUUUCAACAACACCAUCUCCAUUCGGCGGUGGAUUGAACUCUACAACUCCACAAUUCUAUUUUCCCACGGCUCAUUCUGCGUCAUCAUCAACAUCACUUGUUCCUUUUAUCCCGCCAACUAAUUCCGUAGUACAGUCGACUAAUCCAUUUCUGUUGAAUAGUAAUAAUAAUAUUAACACAUCAUCAUCAAAUCAAUUGAU
Trichobilharzia regenti is the source of this 1646-nucleotide messenger RNA. The record is from the annotation of a GenBank genome assembly. Lineage: Eukaryota; Metazoa; Platyhelminthes; Trematoda; Strigeidida; Schistosomatidae.